Molecule: messenger RNA, 6859 nt
Organism: Ochlerotatus camptorhynchus
Lineage: Eukaryota; Metazoa; Arthropoda; Insecta; Diptera; Culicidae
Gene: tipE
Product: temperature-induced paralytic E
Exons: 2
Coding region: 2294-3784 (496 amino acids)
Biological process (GO): regulation of sodium ion transport
Cellular component (GO): plasma membrane
Molecular function (GO): sodium channel regulator activity
Source: RefSeq, a predicted model, not a curated record
GAAGGAACCUGCUGUUCAGUUCACCAGGACAUUUUAUUGUGAUAAUAUCCGUAAUCAAUGUAUAGAUGAUUUAGUUUUCUCUGUUUCUUUGUACAUAAGACCAUAAAGUGUGAUAACAUUUCAUAGUGUCACGAAAUAGAUUGUCAUUUGGUGCAUUGUAACAGUAACAUGAAGAUCGCCUGAUUGUCCAUCUCUACUUUUUUUUUCUCCAUGUGAAAAGAAAACCCGUAAAACAGAUUUCCCAGACCCCAGCAGACUUUCCGUCUCGGUUUCUCUUAACGGUAGGAAGAAGAAGAAGACAGAACAAAGAUGUGUUUUUUUUCAUUGAAGUCAAAUGUGGGUGACUUUUUUCUCAAAAGGUGGUGAACAUUUUCCUUAACCGCAUAUAGUCCAGGGGUUUUGUCGAUACGAGCAGCGAGCCAAGAGAAGAAACUAUGUGCUCAUAGUACGAAGAAUGGAAUGAAGACAACAAAUAAACGUUAUGAAAUUUCCGCACUAGUACCUCAACAAAUGUAGCAAGACAGUGGGAAAUUAGUGCGGUGCAUUAGAUUUGAAAGUGCUUCGUAGCUUAUUGGUGUUAUUUCAUGUUAAAACGCCAUUUUGACGUUUUAAAAAUGCAUGUAUAAAUUCUGCACCCGUGCGGUAGUGCGACACGGUUUUGAAACUAUAAUCAUCACGAACGGAUUCGAGAAAAUGUGAAACGAUGCACAAAUGAAAUAAUCAGCCUGGAAAAGCAGGAAAGAAAAUCAAGGAGUCACACAAGAGCUUCGAUUUUCUCUCUAUUAUAACAGCAGCGUUGCGUGUCGUGGUGGUUGGUGAUGUGCUGCGAACCCAGUUGAAGUAAAAAAAGAAGGCCGCCGCAACAGUCCAGUGGCAGUGUAUAAAGCAUAAGCCGUAUCCCUUGAUAUACAGGAAAGGCGACGUCGUGACACUCUCCGUGUUGUUUAGGAGGAAAAUGGAUGGAGUACGGUUAAGAAUGGUGCAAUGUUGAUGGGUUCAGUAUUUAGUGCGAUAAUUAACCGUCGGCAAAAAUAAAUAUUGAUACACCAAUAACAAGCCCAGGUCAGGUCGGAAGACAAAUACAAGUGUAGUUUGAAAAUUUCAAUGUGAAAUAUCAUAUCGUUAUAGGAGGAUAACGUUAAAGGAUUCCGUGUGCUCAUUUAUUAUUUUGAUCAAUAAGUACCAUAAAACCGCUGUGCGGUGCUGUGUGACAGGAGGUGAAAAAAUAAAUGAAAUUAUUUAUAAUUCAAAAUCAGUGAAAGACAUGCAAUAGUUAUGUAAAGAGGAAAAAUAAUUUGAGCAGACCAACUGCUCGUCACUGGAAAAGCGAGAGAAAGAGAGUGAAUACAAUGCCAUGUGAAUGUAAAAACUGUACAUAAAUGUGGUGCCAACAAACCUAGAGUGGUAGCUAGUGGCAAUUUACUGCAAAAAAAAGGAAAAACGAAGGAAUAUAAACAGUCUGACGAAGAAAAUCUGUGAAAAUAUUCUACUAGCCGUACUGAACUUGUCCAGUAAUUUUGCAUUUCUCCCCUACUAACACGAGCGUGUGUCCUGACGCAAACCUUCAGGUGGAAUCGUACUCAUACAAUCGUACGCGUAGUCCGUCGCACCGGGUGUACCGGGUACUGUAGAGCAUUAUCCUUCGAUGCUGAUUGAUGAUAUGCAUAGUUGAGUAGCGUGCAGGAGAACGAAAACCCAUCUUCACGGCUACUCUUGCGAGCAGUACCCGACCAGCCUGAGCGAAAUCCGCUGUCCACUAAAACACGAUCCUAUGACGUCCCACGGGCAAUGGGUGAUUUGCUAGGGAUGGGGUGCCCAUGGCGCCCCCAUGUGAUUAAACAAUUCAACUGAUCAAUGUUUGAUGAUUUGUUCCUUUCUAUUCGAUCCAACUCAAAUACAUUGCUUUUAAAAACAUCGUGUCGAAGCCAUAGAACGAAAACGAAAACGGAAAUAUCAUAUCAAUACCCAUAAGUCGGAGAAGGUCCUGCUCCAAUGCGAAGGUGUGCGUGUAGUGUACCGAUUUUCCUCAUGCAUUUCAAAUGUCAACUCGCUAUGGAUAUGAUGCGGAAUUAUUGAAAAGCUCGGAAAAUUUCUCUUCAUUGCUGUAGCGGCAAGGGAUACAAUACAGUGGUUGGACAUAAACGAAAGAGAAACGACUUCAAAUAGACCGACAGCUAGCGAAAAUACUUCAGAAACCCAACUCUACAUUCCCGGUAGAAGACGUAUCGUCGACGACGGAAGCUCGGUGGACCUACUGGAUUAGUAAACAUCAUCGACUAAUCUUCGCAAGGAUAUGGAUGAGGAAAUCGUUGAACGUACAUUCCGCGAGAAAGCCUUAUUUUACACGACUGCCUUUUUUAUCUUGCUCGGAACCUUUAGCCUUUUCGCUUUUCUGUUCUUGGUGCCAUUUGUUAUUGAACCUGCUUUUACCACGAUUUUCAUGCAGUUCGAUGAGUCACCGGCAUUUUGUGUCACCGUCGAUACUACGCAUCUGUAUGGCGCGAAAAACUGCAGCUGGGCUUCAUGCCGUGAAGGCUGCACCAAGGACAUCUAUGACUGUCUGCAAAUUCGCGUUAAUUAUAAAACUAGCGCACAGCUAGCAGCAGAAGCAGCCGCCGCAGAGGCUAGUACCGAUGACGCAUCGACGACGUCCACGGUUGCUUCCAAAGCAGUCCCAGCCACAGCUAUAAAAAACACUGGUGAUAGUAGUGUUAGUAAUGCUAAUAGCAAGAGUAGUCUAAAACAUAAUUUGGAUAGCUUAAGUGGAAAUAGUGAAACUAAUAAACCAAUUUCUACGGCGGAUAGAGAUUCCUCCUCCAGUCUGUACGGUAGGAGCAGAUUUGAUACUGCCCUGAGCCGAUUUGAACGCGCAGUCCGUGCAGACUAUGAUUACAUCGAUAUGCUUGUAGACGAUAGAACCAAUGGUUUCGUUGAUCAUAAGAAUGGUCUCAUUAGUUCAAUCAUCGGUGAAGAUAACACUUUGAUGGAGUAUCCAGAUGACAUGAAUGAAAUGAACGGCAAUGAGUCAGAAUGGUUCUUCACAGGGGCGCGACUGUUUCCCAACGUGAAAGGUUGCGGGUAUCCCCCGAUACUUAAUUGUACAAUUUGGACCAAAAAGUAUUUGAAAAUAGGGACGAACUUCACGUGUUACUAUUCCCGAGUGGAUCCUGGACUGGUAAUUAGCGACUUGGAUAUGUGGCAGAAUACACUAAACCUCGUGUAUGCAAUGGCCAUACCAAUUCCUUCAUUCAUCAUCUCCGUGAUAUACCUAGCGUUUGCAUAUUUCGUUAUUUUCAACGAAGAUGAAGAAGCUGCUUUGCUGGAUAAGAACGACGAAGAAGAAGAAGAAGGUGCCGAGGACGAGUUGGACGAAACUGAUGAAGGAAACGAUAACAAAAUUAACGAAAGUGAGGCGGAGAUCACGGCGAACCACAUCAACGAGAAUAAUGUGGACAGUGAUGGCAAUUUGGUACAUAGUACCACUACGACACCGAUCCAGCAACUACCGAAUGGGACGGCAAAUUCGAUCACAAAUAUGAACAACACAAAUACCAACACAACUGCAACUACCAACACGAACGGAUCUUCGAAACCUAUCACGCCGAAUUCUACGUCCGAUAUGAAUUCAUUCGGUCACCAACUCAAGGUAAAAAUGGCCGAUGAAAUGUCUCGGGAAAGCAUCGAUGGAGGAUUACUAUCGAAUUCUGCGUCCAUUCAAGGAAACUUGAGCAAGACGAUGACGACCAGUAUCUCGACUCCGCCUGGUCCGAUAGCCGCAGUUUGAAGCGCCAAGUGCACGGGUUAGACGAUGUUAAGUUUAAAUUUACUAAGUAAGGGAAAGCUUUUCUUAUGAGUAUCAAAAGACAGCAACACAAACAUAAGCAAAUGAGAUAUUUUCAGUGUCCAGCAUGCGCAAUAAUUCUUACAAUUGAUAACACUCUGAGUAAAACUACAAAUUGCAAGUAUUUUUUAAAUGAUCGGAAGGAACGGAAGCUCAUUUUAAGAGAAUAUUCUAAUCUAACACUCAAACAGCAACACAAAUAUGCACAAAACGGUACAGACCAGUAGGAUCUAGAAAAAAAAAAAUACCAAAAACGAUUUUGUUCACAGUAAGGAAUAUUUAUGUUUCAACAUCAAUUUUGAAGCUAGCUAGGUGAGUGCCGAGUUAUCGAAAGUACAUGCUGGAAUCUGUUCUAUGCGUUAAAAUGAGUCAAAUUAAAACGAAUUUUCAUUCUAAUGUAAGGUAAUGCAGGAUCAGUGCACUGGGUAUUUCUGGAAACAUCUUUUUGAAACCAUAGUCCAGAUUUGGUAUAUUCACAGGAAAUGGUAGGGUAAACUUUUAAUUCGUCGGUUUAGGUACACGUGCACAGAAUAGUCAUACAAUAAAUUGUCCACAGAAGUCCAUAACCGUAGAGAAACGACUAAACACAAACCAUGUUUCAAUAAUGAAGAUGAAAUUUACACCACUGUUGCAAAGCAGUUCUACAGGCAAUAAUGAGAACCCACCAAAUACAUAGCUGUCCAUGGAGCGUUGUUUAUACAUUCGUUCCAACGAGAAUUCAAAAUUUUAUUCAUUAUACAAAUACAAACUUUCCAGAAAUAUCCAUGCUAAGGGAAAAAAUGAGAUGAUUCAAAAUUAUUUAUUCAACGUGAAUUCCUCUGCAACUCUUUUAGUCAUCGAUUUGUUGAAAGCACAGAAAGCGAAUAUAAUUAGAUGCGUCACCAAAAGAUGACGAAGCCAUUGAUAGACUUUGCUAGUUCUACGGAAUAGAAUAGGCAAACUGAGCGUUCCGGAAAGAUUUUAAAAGUUUUUUACAAUAAAUUGACAAGAUUGGGAAGGUUAGAUCUAGUCAGCGCUAAACUGUUUUGAUAAAGUUCUUGCUUUAUGUUGAUAGGAAAAUAUGCUUCUUCAACUAUACACUGUUUAAUUUCACGGAACACUGGAGAAAUCAAGUUAGCUUUAGAAAUUUUAUUUGUUUUUCGUUCGUUCGUUUUUGGCAGGUCUGAGUUUGUUGGUAGAAACCUGUUGAAUUUUGGCAACAUUGACAUGAAACAUUUUUGUUAUGUUUUUACCCAGUUAGUGAAUAUUUAAGGGCCCAUUCAAUUACUACAUAACGCCAGAGGGGUUGGGGUAGCCUAACUUUGCAUUACACGCCAUUUGUUACGAACAGGAAAAGUUUGUGAUUAGGGGUGUGAGGGUUAGUUAGUUUAACAUUAUUAUAGAGACUUUUUUGCGUUAUGCUUUGUUAAUAUAUUAUAACUCUGUACUCCUGUAGUCUGAACAUAGCAUUGCGUAAUAUUUGAAAGGGCCCUAAAUGAUGAAAUUUAAAGUUCCAUAGUUGAUGUUAAUAAGUGUCUCGCGAAGACUGAAGCCAAAAGUACCAAUCGAACUGUCAAGUGCGGUCGAGAGUGAGUAUGGUAAAGUAUAGUACCAAAUGAGUAUAGUAAAUAAACAUUAUUGUUUCCAAAGCCGGUGGACUGCAAAUAUUGUAUUCAUUGCAGAAAGUAUUCUAGAUAUUUUUUAUAAAAAAUAUAAUUUUGGAUUAUUGAGUGCAUUUUGGUAUUGAUAAAAAUGUGGUUGCCACUAAUAUGUCAAUCACAAAUUUUGCUGCUUGCUUGAAAUAUUCUUUCUUUUCGGGUGACUUAUUAACAUCUACUCUGUAGAGUUCAAAAAACUUAGCUUCAGCAUGACCAUUUUCCCCAUUUAUCAGAUCAGCAGUAUAAGCUGUAGCUUUUCAUAUUUGAUGAUUAAAAUUACAUUUUGUACGUUGUAGAUUUGUAAGCAGUAUAGUAUUUAAGGUUUUUUUUUAUGGAAAAAGCAAUAUUUGGCUAUACCACGAAGCGAUGUGAUGCGAAAUGUUUCAUUGUUUGAGAAAGUUCAGAUUUAUAUUUUACAAGCCAAAACUACAAAUCUAUUUUUAUAACAUUUGAUGUAUCUCCAGUUUCUAGACAUCAUUUUCUUCGAAUCAUUCUUGCUCUAGAUAAGUGUCAACUGUUUAAAACAUGCGCUGAAAAAAAUAUUAUAAGAUUUCGAACAAAAAAACGUUGCUUACUUUAAAAUCUCUAUGAAAAAUGACAGGCAAAGUGAAGUAUUAUGUCUGAAUGCUACCAUUACCGUUUUCAAUGUGUGCAAACUAUUCUUUUACACAUUCAUAACAUCAUGAAAUAUAAAAAAAAAAACUUAACGAGUAUAAUACAUCAGAUCUAUGAAUAGAGCUAGGCGAAACAAAACUAAAAUCUAUUAGCUUGGCUGAUUAUAGAAGCGAGUAAAAACAGAUAACAAAAAGCUGCAAAUACAUAAUAAUGACUUUAAAAGCGAUGAUUUUAAAUAGAUUAAAGAAUCAUACAAUCAGCAUUGCGAGACAUAAACAACCUAGUUUUAUUCCAAACUCACAAGCAAAUAAGAAAAUUAAACUUAAAAUAAUAAAAUAGCAUGAAAGAUGAAACAAACGAUUGUCAUUGAGCUGGAUCGUUCUUUUCAAAGUUUAUCUUCAACAUUUUGAUUGUGUAAAUAUUGAAAGUACAGAAUUAAACAAACGAUAAUAAUCGCUACAGAUUUAUUCACAACGUCAGAAACCGACAGAAAGAAGGAAUCAUUGGAAUCGGUAAGCUAUUCCCAUCACAAAAAAAAACAGAAAAGAAACCAUACACAGUUCAGAGCCACAACUUGUUAUUGCAAAACAAAUUCACAGAUGCUAUAACAAAGACAUAUGAUGGAACAUUGAAAAGAUUCUCAGAAUUGUAUAUUUUCAAAUAUGUAUUGCCUUGUCAUUGCUACUAAUUUAAGGUUUAUCAAAAGGAAGAGAAUAGAUGAAAUGAUAAAAUCUAUUACAAUUAAUAAAUAAAAUGUGAAAGCUUU